CCAUUAAUGAUAUUUUUUAUUAUUGAUUCCGGAAACUUAGUGCGUCCCACGCAUGUCCCACAUACACAGUAUGAAAGUAUAAUAAAUUUGUGUAUUUCAGCCCAGAACCUUCCUUCCUCAUCAGAAGGCCUAUGGUGAGCUUGUAUAUUUCUUUUAUACGAGAUUUCAUUUGGAACACUUUAAACAUAAAGGACCAUAUUAUAAAAAGGUAAUAGAUUCAUUUUGUACCUAGAUCUUCUGUUUUAGAAAAAAAAAGAAAGCUACAAAUAAGCUGCAAUUAAAAAUGAGAAAAAACUCACAAAGUUAACCCUUUUCUCUUUCGUUGGGUUUUAAUCAAAGUAACAUUCUGUUGACUAUCUGACGUGUCAAAUGUAAAAUUAAACCAUUUUUUUUCUAAUUUUUACAGACCCACGAAUUUGUGUGCAAAUUCUCCAACCACUACGUUCAUUUAAUGACUUUAUUGAUGGUUUCUGGAGUAUUCUUUUAUAACGCCCUACCGUGGUACCACAACUACAAAGUUGGUGCUCUGUCUAAUAAUCUUGCAGAAAAUGAAACCAUCGAUUUCUCUGUACUUUAUUAUUAUCCCGGAUUUAAACCCGAGGAUCAUUACUGGCUUGUAUCAAUUUGGAAUAUUUAUUUAAGUUUUAUCUGUGCUGUUAACAUUUGCAUGGUGGAUGUGUUUCUGGCAUUGAUGGUGUUUCAAAUGAUAGGGCACACGAAAGUGUUGAUUAAUAGCCUUGAGAAUUUCGGAAUACCCAAAUCACAACGAGAAGUUAUGAUGGGAGGAAAAAUGAAAAUAAAUGUCGGAUUAUUCGAUGAAGAAGAAAACAAAAUUAUGUGCAACAAAAUGAUUGAAUGCAUUAAUCAUCAUAGGCUUAUAAUAAAGUACGUAUAAUGAGACAUCUAUUUAUAAUUCUGGAAAAUAUCCAAAUUAAUUUGCUUUUUAAUAUAAUUAACGUUUUAAUUCCAGAUUCGCCAACGACGUGUCCUCUAUACUAGGCCCUACGUUGGCAUUCAAUUAUUUAUUUCAUCUUAUCAGUUGCUGUCUUUUGUUGCUGGAAUGUUCUCAAUUAGUAUGUAAACAGAUAAUUAAAAUAGUGUUAAUUUAAAAUUUGCUCAUAUUUUCACGACGCUUUUUAAAUGAAGUAAACAGCAUUAGCAAAACAAUUUACAGGUGGAGCACGUAAAAGAGACGUGGUAUUGAACCGUGACAGAAACAUAUUCUGCUUUGCUAUUCUGUUACAAAUACAUUUAUAUCACAGUGUUCAACACAGUGCUAUCACAGCAUUAUUAACUUUUGACGUAAGUAAGUAUGUCUUAUUUGAUUGAGCCUCUAAAACAGUAACAGUGCUGUGUUCGAAGCUGUAUUUUUAACAGAAUGACAUUGCAGUUUUUAUCCAUUUUGUAUGUGCUGUGAUAUGAACACAUUCACUGAUGAAACUAAUAA
This is a messenger RNA of Diatraea saccharalis (sugarcane borer), 1447 nucleotides long. The record is from the annotation of a GenBank genome assembly. Lineage: Eukaryota; Metazoa; Arthropoda; Insecta; Lepidoptera; Crambidae.